Molecule: messenger RNA, 1407 nt
Organism: Endocarpon pusillum Z07020
Lineage: Eukaryota; Fungi; Ascomycota; Eurotiomycetes; Verrucariales; Verrucariaceae
Product: RuvB-like helicase 2
Exons: 3
Coding region: 1-1407 (468 amino acids)
Biological process (GO): regulation of transcription by RNA polymerase II; chromatin remodeling; box C/D snoRNP assembly
Cellular component (GO): R2TP complex; NuA4 histone acetyltransferase complex; Ino80 complex
Molecular function (GO): DNA helicase activity; ATP hydrolysis activity; ATP binding
Source: RefSeq, a predicted model, not a curated record
AUGACCGCGCAAAUUACCACCAUCUCGGAGAGUAAGGAGGUUCGGGGCCUGAAUCUCAUCGCAGCCCAUUCUCACAUCCGAGGACUUGGAGUUGACCAAGCCACACUUGAGCCUCGCCCCUCCGGGCAAGGUCUCGUUGGGCAAGAGAAAGCUCGCAAAGCGGCGGCUGUCAUAUUACAAAUGGUUAAAGAUGGGAAGAUCGCAGGAAGAGCAGUUCUCGUGGCAGGACCCCCAAGUACCGGCAAAACAGCUAUUGCUAUGGGAAUGGCGCAGUCGCUUGGACCUGAUGUUCCUUUCACUAUGCUUGCCUCCUCCGAGAUCUUUUCACUUGAAAUGUCCAAGACUGAAGCUCUUACACAAGCAUUCCGAAAAUCAAUCGGGGUCAGGAUAAAGGAGGAGAGUGAGAUUAUUGAGGGAGAGGUCGUCGAGAUUCAGAUAGACCGAAGUGUGACAGGGGGCACCAAGCAAGGCAAGCUCACGAUCAAGACCACUGAUAUGGAGACAAUCUACGACAUGGGCACGAAAAUGAUUGACUCGAUGACGAAGGAACGAGUAAUGGCUGGUGACAUAAUAUCGAUAGAUAAAGCAUCGGGUAAAAUAUCGAAACUGGGGCGGUCUUUUGCCAAAUCUCGAGACUACGACGCAAUGGGUGGGGACACCAAAUUCGUACAAUGUCCUGAUGGUGAGCUGCAAGUCCGAAGAGAGGUGGUACAUACAGUCAGUCUCCAUGAGAUCGACGUCAUCAAUUCAAGAACACAGGGCUUUUUGGCUUUGUUCUCGGGAGACACCGGUGAAAUUCGAAGCGAAGUUCGCGACCAGAUCAACACAAAAGUGGGGGAAUGGAAAGAAGAAGGCAAAGCAGAUAUCAUUCCAGGGGUCCUAUUCAUCGACGAAGUACACAUGCUCGAUAUUGAAUGCUUUUCCUACAUCAACAGAGCUCUCGAGGCGGAUCUAGCGCCAAUUGUGAUUAUGGCAAGCAAUCGAGGCAACACGAGGAUACGCGGAACGACUUAUCGAUCACCACAUGGUCUGCCAUUGGAUUUUCUAGACCGUGUUGUGAUCGUCAGCACUCAACCUUACUCACCCGAGGAGAUUUCCCAGAUCAUUGCGAUCAGAGCCCAGGAGGAAGAGGUAGAUCUGACCCCAGAUGCUCUGGCAUUACUUACGAAGAUUGGACAAGAAGCUGGAUUACGCUACGCUAGCAACAUCAUCACCACCUCGACGUUGCUGAGUCAAAAGCGAAAGUCGAAGGACGUUGGCAUCGAGGAUGUGCAACGUAGUUAUAAGCUUUUCUACGAUCCCUCAAGAAGUAUCAAAUUUGUCAGCGAGUUUGAGAAGAACUUUAUUGGGGAGGAAGGCAAGGUCAAUCUUGCCUACACCAAUGGCGACGCAAUGGAGAUCUCGUAA